Helianthus annuus (common sunflower) is the source of this 957-nucleotide messenger RNA. RefSeq lists its product as uncharacterized. The transcript is spliced from 4 exons. The coding region runs from base 1 to 957 and encodes 318 amino acids. The record is from RefSeq and is a predicted model, not a curated record. Lineage: Eukaryota; Viridiplantae; Streptophyta; Magnoliopsida; Asterales; Asteraceae.
AUGUCCAAUUUUGUGUUCAUGAGUGACAGACAAAAGGGAAUACUUGAAGCUGUGUCUAGGUUAUUUCCAUGUGCUGAACACAGAUUCUGUGUUAGACACAUCCAUGAAAACAUGCAACUUACAUUCAAAGGGAGAGCUUAUAAAGACAUAUUAUGGAAACUAGCAAGAAGCACAACAGUUUUCUACUUUGAGAAGACAAUGGAAGAACUCAAAAGAAUGAACACAAAGGCACAUCUGUGGUUGUCUAAGAUAGACCCUAUACACUGGUCCAGAUCACAUUUCACAGGAAGGGGAAAAUCAGAUGUAUUAUUAAAUAACAUGUGUGAGGUGUUUAACUCUAAGAUUCUAGAUGGUAGAGAUAAACCAAUCAUCACCAUCUUAGAAUACAUCAGAGAAUAUUGCAUGAGGAGAAUAGUUAAUGUGCUUCAAGUAAUUGACAAAACUGAUGGGCCCCUCACACCAUUUGCUACAGAGCUGUUUGAAGAGAUCAAGAAAAGUGCUUCAGGUUGCAGGGUUAGCUGGAAUGGAGGGGAUCAGUAUGGUGUUGCAGGACCAGAAGGUUGGGAUUCCUUAGUGCAUCCAAUAUACCAUCUAGACACAUGGAAACAAGUUUACAACUUCAAGGUGUUUCCCGUAAAUGGCAUGUCUCUUUGGAACAAAUCAAGGGUUCCCACUACAAUCAUAGCACCAAAAUAUCACAAGCCAGUUGGUAGACCAAAAAAGAAAAGAAAAAGAUCUCUAGUUGAGAAAGAGGAUGUGCAGAAGGCAGGCAAGUUAUUGAAGAAAAACCUUCAAGGAUCAUGUGGUAAGUGUAAAGGUAAAGGCCACAACAGCAGGACCUGUACAGGUGUGCUGCCAGAUCAGCAAAACAAGGGUGUGAAGACAAAGACAAUGAAAAAAGGUUGUGAGGGUAAAAAUGUCCAAAAGAAGCAGGGUAGGGGAAAGAAGAAAGCCUGA